CCUCUCUCUGUCAGUGCGUGCGUUCUGCAUGCGUCAAGGGAGCACCGUGCGUAACGGGGGAGAGUCGUGCGUAACUGGAGACAGAUUUCACUCCAUUUUGCGCUGGGAUUCUGAGGACCACUGGCGGUGCAACGCUCACUUGCAAGGACACUGACCGUUGGAUCCUGAUAUAUUUUUCACUUUUGAAUUAUCUCACGGCUAGUCUUUUUUCCCUCCCUCUCUCCACUCUUAGCCAGUCGUACGUCAGAGCUGACAUGACGACCGAGACCCCUCAGCAGCAGCUGGACCCUCCGCCUCCUCUGAGAUCCAGCCCGGCGUCCGGCGCCCUGCACCCCGCCAUGCUAAGCCCACAGGCCGCCACAGAAAGUCCGUCCACCAUUAAAGGAAAGAAGACGACCUCCGGUUUAAGGCGACCGGAAAAGCCGCCGUACUCCUACAUUGCUCUCAUCGUUAUGGCAAUACAGAGCUCCCCCACCAAGCGACUGACACUCAGUGAGAUCUACCAGUUCCUCCAGGCUCGCUUCCCAUUCUUCAGGGGCUCAUAUCAGGGCUGGAAGAACUCGGUCCGGCAUAAUUUGUCGCUGAACGAGUGCUUCAUCAAGCUGCCCAAGGGGCUGGGCAGGCCGGGGAAAGGCCACUACUGGACCAUCGACCCGGGCAGCGAGUUCAUGUUCGAGGAAGGCUCGUUUCGUCGCAGACCCAGAGGCUUCAGAAGGAAGUGUCAAGCUCUGAAGCCCAUGUAUCGGAUGAUGAACGGCAUAGGAUUUGGCACCUCCAUUCUUCCGCAGAGUUUUGACUUUCAAGCUCCAUCUGCCACUCUCGCCUGUCACAGCAACAGCUACAACUUGGACAUGAUGAGCAAUUCAAUGGCCGCGGGGUACGACGGGCUGAGCGGCGGCCACCACGUACCCCACAUGUCCCCGAGCCCCGGUUCCACAUACAUGGCGAGCUGUCCCGUGCCGUCUAACGGGGAGUACGGAGCGGACAGCAGCAGCAGCCCCGUACCGUCCUCUCCAGCCAUGGCCAGCGCGCUGGACGGCCACUCCCCGUACGCGAGUUCAUCCGCACACUGGGCGUCCUCCGGCGGGUCCCCCUACAUCAAACAGCAGCCUCUAACCUCCAGCAGUCCCGCAUCCUCUGGUUUACACUCCGGCAUGUCGCCUUACUCCCUGGAGCAGAGCUAUCUUCACCAGAACGGCAGGGACAGCCACAGCAACGACAUAUCAGUGGGGAUCCCGCGUUAUCAGAGCCAUUCCUCGGUGUGCGACAGGAAAGAUUUCGUGCUAAACUUUAACGGCAUCUCCUCCUUCCACCCCUCGACUGGCGGUUCCUACUACCACCAUCACCACCAUCACCAUCCCCAGAGCGUCUGUCAGGACAUCAAACCCUGCGUGAUGUGAGCUCUCCUGUCACUGUGGAACUGCAGCUCCGUCUGAACAAACAAGCAGACAUUUCUUUUUUACUUUUACUUAUUUUUUUGGAGGAUUCAUACGAGGAUGUACCGUGGCGUCCGCACUCACACGUUUGCCUCUUACAUGCACCCAAAGUAGCUUUCUUGGUUGGACUUGAGAAAACUAUGCAUUGAAGGAAAUGAAUGAAGAAACCCCAGUGGCCUUUAAAAAAGAAAAAGAAUAGAAAUACCACUCUGCCCAUAUGAACUCUGACAAGCGAUUUCUUCUUCAAAAGAAGCUUCAGAAACACGACUUUUAAAUGUGUUUGCUCUUGUAACACGUGCAAACUUUAUAUUCUAUGUAACUAUGUGCUAUCCUAUUAGAGUAACUACACACACGACGCUUUAGGCUAACAUGAACUGCAACAAACCUUGCACUUAUUGUAUAACCCUUUGCCAACUUUCUGUCCUGUAAAAGGUUUCAAUAAAGCUGAUAUAUAUUUUA
Molecule: messenger RNA, 1895 nt
Organism: Cottoperca gobio
Lineage: Eukaryota; Metazoa; Chordata; Actinopteri; Perciformes; Bovichtidae
Gene: foxf2b
Product: forkhead box F2b
Exons: 2
Coding region: 255-1400 (381 amino acids)
Biological process (GO): animal organ morphogenesis; regulation of transcription by RNA polymerase II
Cellular component (GO): nucleus
Molecular function (GO): DNA-binding transcription factor activity, RNA polymerase II-specific; RNA polymerase II cis-regulatory region sequence-specific DNA binding
Source: RefSeq, a predicted model, not a curated record